This is a messenger RNA of Verticillium dahliae VdLs.17, 1905 nucleotides long. Its product is annotated as glycoside hydrolase. Gene Ontology annotation, molecular function: beta-N-acetylhexosaminidase activity. The transcript is spliced from 5 exons. Gene Ontology annotation, biological process: carbohydrate metabolic process. Bases 1 to 1905 code for a protein of 634 amino acids. The record is from RefSeq and is a predicted model, not a curated record. NCBI's taxonomy places the organism in Eukaryota, Fungi, Ascomycota, Sordariomycetes, Glomerellales, Plectosphaerellaceae.
AUGCUAAAGCCUACGAGACCUUUCAUCAAGGCAACCUGUGCCCAGCUCUCCGUUAUCCCUAGUGUCGAAUUCAUCCCGAUAGGCGAUGGGACUUUGGAUGUGUCGAGCUUCUCCACUAUCAUUGUUGAUCACAAGUUCGCAAAUUCCCGCGAUGAGGAUGGCGUAACACUUAUCCCUCCAACCCUCACGGAGUUCGCCAAGACAUUCUCGCAGGAUUUAGCUUCGGUUCUCGAUUGGAGACUGUCAGUCGAAACCGCUGGUUCAACCAACUCAUCAGCUAUUUUCUCAACGCUUGGAGACCCAGGCGACUUUCUCGACGCCGCUGGACGACCUACAUCAGAGGGCUAUUCCCUGGACUUCUUUCCUACUGGCAUUACCAUAACCGGUGUAAGCCCACUCGGUGUUUGGUGGGGCAUGCGUACGCUCCUUCAACAUCUUGCGGCAAAUGGCACUGGGACGGCUCCCCUUGGGCGGGUUGUAGAUAACCCUGGCUGGGCCACGCGGGGAAUGAUGCUUGACGUAGCCCGACACUAUUACCCGAUUGAGUUUUUGGAAGAAAUGUGCGCGUACAUGUCCUUUUAUAAGCAAAAUACCUGGCAUAUUCACCUCAGCGACAACCUCUGGAACAAUGUCCGAUUAUAUAGCUACGAACACCAGCAGGGGCUCUAUGCUGCCUUCCGACUUUGGUCGGAUGAUCCAACGGUAGAAGGCCUCAACACCCGUCGAAAAGAAUCUUACACUCGGGAAGAGUUUGAUCGCCUGCAGUACACCUGCUCUUCGCGUGGAGUGACGAUUCUUCCGGAAAUUGAAGCGCCAGGACAUGCUUUGGUCAUCUCCCAAUGGAAGCCUGAAAUUGCUCUUCCUACUGACAUGAGUCUGCUCAACAUAUCACAUCCGGAUACAAUACCGACGGUCAAGACGAUCUGGGGGGUCUUUUUGCCGUGGUUUCACACAAAGGUUGUCCAUAUGGGGGCUGAUGAGUAUCGCCACCCAACGCUCUCCGACGAUUUUCUGGCCUCCGAAUACACCCGCUUCGUCCAGGGGAUCAACGACUUCAUCGUUGCGAAGUCUGGCAAGCAAACCAGGAUUUGGGGAUCUUUCCCUCCCCGCCAGGGCGGCAACACGGACAAGGGGGUCUCGAUCCAGCACUGGGCACCCUGGGAAGCCAACCCACAGUGGGAUUUCCCCCAGAAUGGCUACAAGGUUCUUAACUCCGGCGACCGAGCCUACACAGUGGGCAAGUGGUCGGAGCCGUACCCUCAAGAGCUCGACCUCGAUUUCAUCUUCAGCGGGAAUCCCGAGGGCGGCCCGUUCUAUCCGAACAUCUUCGAUAACAACAACGCGACAAACAAUGCUCCUCUUGACGAUCCGAAUAUUCUCGGCCACAUUGCUGCUCAAUGGAACGACUUCUGGCCAAACGCGACAACGGUCCUCGAGGCCUACUACCAAUGGAAAGACGGCAUUGCAGCAGUAGCAAAUCAGCAGUGGGGCAGCAAGCUCUUUCGCGAAGACUAUGCCGACUUGUAUGCUGUCCUCCAGCCCCACGCCCCCGGACAGAACCUUGAUCGUCGUAUUCCCUCAGUCAGUCCUACUAUUGUGGAUUACGACUUUGUCAAAGGUCGCCGUUGCAACGGCAAGUACAAAGAUGAGUCUGGAAACAACUACCAUGCGGUCUCGACAUGCUCCAAUUCAGACGAAGGAAUCAUUCUUCAGCCUGGAGAUAGCGAACUAUGGUUCGGGAAUGGUACCUCGAACGCUGUGAUGCUUUUCUCGGGAAAGAGUGCGUAUGCCUUGAAUUAUACGUUCCCAAUCGGCGAGUGGACAGAGGCAAGUCUCGCAGGGCAAGGCAGAAGUGGAAGUUUUGAGGGUGCCAUCGGGAAGAUGAUACUUGUCGAUGAUGCCUGA